This is a messenger RNA of Vidua macroura (Pin-tailed whydah), 3862 nucleotides long. It is a transcript of the gene CAMTA2, whose product is annotated as calmodulin binding transcription activator 2. Gene Ontology annotation, biological process: regulation of transcription by RNA polymerase II. Gene Ontology annotation, cellular component: nucleus. Gene Ontology annotation, molecular function: double-stranded DNA binding; transcription coregulator activity; protein binding. NCBI's taxonomy places the organism in Eukaryota, Metazoa, Chordata, Aves, Passeriformes, Viduidae. The record is from RefSeq and is a predicted model, not a curated record.
GGCGCUGGCCCCCGGCGGGCGGGAAGAUGGCGGCGGGCGGCGGGGGCGGGGGCGGCGGCGGCGGCGGCGGCCCUGAGGCGCCAGGUUCCAGCCCCUCCCGUGCCCCCCGAGGGGAGCCCUGAGGGCCCCGCACGCGCUCCGAGAUGAGCAGCAAGGACCCCCCCGAGGUCUCUGAGAGGAGCCACCUGAAGGUUUUCCUGCCCCGGAAGCUGGUGGAAUGUUUGCCCAAAUGUCCCGUCCUCCCCAAGGAGCAGCUGCGCUGGAACACCAACGAGGAAAUCGCCUCGUACCUCAUCACCUUUGAGAAACACGACGAGUGGCUCUCGUGCUCCCCAAAAACCAGGCCGCAGAACGGGUCGGUGAUCCUGUACAACCGGAAGAAGGUCAAGUACCGCAAGGACGGGUACUGCUGGAAAAAGCGCAAGGAUGGGAAGACGACACGCGAGGACCACAUGAAGCUGAAGGUGCAGGGAGUGGAGUGCCUCUACGGCUGCUACGUCCACUCGUCCAUCGUGCCCACCUUCCACCGCCGCUGCUACUGGCUCCUGCAGAACCCCGACAUCGUCCUGGUCCACUACCUGAACGUGCCGGCCAUGGAGGAGUGCGGGCGGCCCUGCGCCCCCCGGCUCUGCAGCCCCCCGCUGUGCGCCGGGGCCCCCCCGAUCUGCGCCGCCAGCGCCGACCCCCGCGAGUGGCUCAAGUGGUCCCAGGAGGAGCUGGUGGCCCAGCUGCGCCCCAUGUUCCACGGGGUGAAGUGGGGCUGCGGGAAUGGGGGGGCUGCCCCUGGGCUGUCCCUGGAGCAGCUGGUGCAGCACGUCCUGGAGCGGCACCAGGCCCGGCCGCCCCCCCGCACCCACGCCUGCCUCUGCGCCGGGGGGCUGGGCACUCCCGGCCACAAGUGCAGCAGCACCAAACACCGCAUCAUCUCCCCCAAAGUGGAGCGGGGGGGCGAGGGGGGCACGCCGGGGGACCCCCCCAAACCCGCCCCCUCCUCCCCUGACACUACCCAGCCUUCCCCAGGCCUGGGGGGGGGCACGGUGCCCCCCGAGGGGCCCCGAGCCCCCCCAUUCCCCCCCGCGGGGGGGCUGCCGCUCCUGGUGGUGGCCAGUUUGGGUGGGGGGGCAGCGCCAGGGGGGCCUGAGCAGCCGCUGGGCCUGACCCCCAGCCAGCACCUGGUGACCCCCGAGGGGACCUGUCCCACCGCCCCGCCACCCCCGGCUGCCUUCGACCCUGACUGCUUCCUCAACAGCCCCCGCCGCGGGCAGACCUACGGCUGCGAGGCUGAGGCCCCCCCCGGCGCGCCCCCCCCGCCCCCAGCCGCGGCCCCAAAACUGGAGGAGGACGAGGAGGAGGCGGAGGAAGAGGAGGAGGAGGAGGGAAAGCAGGGCGCGGCUCCCCAGGACCCCCUCUGUGAACUCAGUGCCGCCCCCCUGCCCCAGCCCCCGUUCCCCCUGCCCUUCCCCGAGCUGCUGGUGGGGGACACGGGGGUCCCACCAAACCUGCGUGAGCCCCCCCACACCCCCCACCUCCCCUCUUCCCCCACGGGCCCCCCCAGCGACCCCCCUGUGGCCAUCACCGAUUUCUCCCCAGAGUGGUCCUACCCUGAGGGCGGGGUGAAGGUGCUGAUCACAGGCCCAUGGGGGGACCCCGGUGCCUACUCCUGUCUCUUCGACCGCACCUCGGUUCCGGCCGCGCUGGUCCAGCCGGGUGUCCUGCGCUGCUACUGCCCCCCCCACGAGGCCGGAGUGGCCGCCCUGCGCGUGGCCUGUCCCCCCCGGCUGCUCUCGGCUGCGGCCCCAUUCGAGUACCGGGCACGGGGAGCGGCGCGGGGCCCUCCCGGGGCGCAGCUGGACUGGCUGGCACUGGACGAGGCCCAGUUCCGUCUGUCCAUCCUGGAGCGCCUGGAGCAGCUGGAGACGCGUCUGGGGGCCCUGCCUCCCCCCGCACCCCUUCCGCCCCCACGGGGGUCCCCCUCCGAGACCCCCCCCGAGCAGGGGCCGGGGUCAUCCUUUGAGGCGCGGGUGGUGGCCAUCUGCGAGGCCAUGAUGGCGCGGCCAGGCUGGUCGGGGACGUCGCUGGGGACAUCGGGGACCUCGAUGCUGGCGCACGGGGUGACGUUCCGUGGGAUGACGCUGCUGCACCUGGCGGCCGCCCAGGGCUAUGCCAGCCUGGUGGAGGCUCUUCGGCGCUGGCGGGCGCUGGCAGUUGAGAGCCUGGAGCUGGAGCAGGAGAUCGACCCCCUCAACGUGGACCAUUUCUCCUGCACCCCCCUGAUGUGGGCGUGUGCCCUGGGGCACCGGGAGGCGGCGGAGCGGCUGUGCCGCUGGGACCGGCGGGCGCUGGCCGUCCCCGACACCCUGGGGCGGCUGCCACUGGCCCUGGCACGUGCCCGCGGCCACCUGGCCCUGGUCACCCGCCUCGAGGAGCUGCAGAUGUCACCUGUGUCCCCACGCUGUCACCUGCCUGGCCUGCGCAUCCCUUCCCCGCUCUCUGCCAGCCCUGACACAGGGCUCAGCACAGCCAGCAGCCUGUCAUCCCCAUCGGGUCUCUCGGAGGGCCCUGCCUCUGUCCCGCUGCCCCCCGGCCCCCCUGGUCCCUGCGAGGAUGAGAGCUGGGGGGUGGCAGUGCCCCCCAGCCCCCCUGAGGAUGCCCUGGCCCCGCCCUCCGACACCCUGCAGGCCGAGGUGGUGACGCUGGCGCGACAGAUCAUCGAGGCGACCCCUGAACGCAUCAAGCAGGAGGCACCGGGGGGGCCACCGGGGGCACUGGGAGCGCUGGGAGCAGCAGGGGGGACAACGGGGACACCGGGGCCAGCCGGGCCAGCAGGGCUUGGUGCUGCCAUGGCCUGGCUGGCCACGUACCUGGAGAGCGUUGACCGUCCCCCCGCUCCUGCUAACAGAGCGGAGGUGGCCUCACGGGGGUCCCCGGGGAUCCCCGAGCGGCCGCCCCCCCCUUCGGCCGCGGGCUGGGCUGAGUUCCUGAACGCCUCGGGGGGGGCGCGGGGCGAGGGGGGGGCCGUGGCCCUGCUGACCCUCAGUGACCAGGAGCAGCACGAGCUCUACGAGGCCGCGCGUCUUGUCCAGGGCGCUUUCCGCAAGUACCGGGGCCGGAGGCUGAAGGAGCAGCAGGAGCUGGCUGCCGCCGUCAUCCAGCGCUGCUACCGCAAGUACAAGCAGCUGACCUGGAUCGCUCUGAAGUUCGCCCUGUUCCAGCGGAUGACGCAGGCCGCCAUCCUGAUCCAGAGCAAGUUCCGGAGCUACGCGGAGCAGAAGCGAUUCCAGCGGCGCCGGCGCGCGGCCGUGCUCAUCCAGCAGCGCUUCCGCAGCCUCCGCCAGCACCGGUGUGACCAGGGGCACUGGGGGACGCUGGGGACGCAGGGGGCCGGGGGCAGAGGGGUCCUCACCCUCCCCUCCAUUCCGCCCAGGAGCACCUUCCUCACCCUCAAGCAGGACCAGGCAGCCCGGAAGAUCAUGAGGUUCCUGCGGCGCUGCCGCCACCGGAUGGAGGAGCUGAAGCAGAGCAAGGAGGUGGACAGUUUACAGACGCGGGGCCUGGCCUCGUGACCCCCCCGCUGCGGAUCCCGGCGCUGGGGGGGCUCCACUCCCCCGCCACGUGGGACCCAGGCAAUGGGGGACCCUCACUGCCCCCCAGGCGUGGGGGGGGAGCGCCCCUCCCUGCCCCCCCCAGGCGUGUCUGGGUGUCCCCGGAGGGCUCGUGCGGAGGGCAGGAAGGGGGAAGAGCCGCCCCGCGCCCCCUCCCCACUCGCCCCUGUACCUCCCCCGCAUGCCCACUCCCCCCCCCCCCCCCCCCGCCCCGCGUGGGCUCUUUGUACAAAGUUCCAUUAAAAGACGAGGAAGCGGGA